This is a messenger RNA of Helicoverpa armigera (cotton bollworm), 2127 nucleotides long. RefSeq names its product angiotensin-converting enzyme. The record is from RefSeq and is a predicted model, not a curated record. Lineage: Eukaryota; Metazoa; Arthropoda; Insecta; Lepidoptera; Noctuidae. Gene Ontology annotation, molecular function: metallopeptidase activity; peptidyl-dipeptidase activity. Gene Ontology annotation, cellular component: plasma membrane. Gene Ontology annotation, biological process: proteolysis. Bases 147 to 2090 code for a protein of 647 amino acids. The transcript has 13 exons.
CAAACACCGAUCGGGUUUGUAUCAGUAUGUAUCGCCAAUUGUACUGACACGGAUUAUCAUUCAAGGAGUGCUUUAGAUAAAUACGUAUCGCAUCCCGUCUCAAAUAGUAGUGUGUGGUUGAUAGACGAAGGAACUAGCCGUUGAUAAUGAAGAUCAUCGGCGAGCUAGCCCUAGUGGGCGCGAUCGCGUCCGUCUUCAUAGUGGCUGCUAAGGGGCGGGCGGUGGAAAGGGCGGCCGAAGAAGCAGCCGGCAGAGACUACAUGAGGAACCUGGAUGAGAUCAUGUCUAAAGCCAAGAAUAAGAAGACGAUCGCCACGUGGGACUAUGAGAGCAAUAUUACUAAGGCUAAUGAGAAUAGACUGCUUCAAAUAUCGUUAGAAUUGGCAGAAGAAGAGAAAGAAUACUGGAAAGACACAAUGAGCUACCUUUGGCACGAGUAUGAAGAUCGAGAUCUCAAGAGAAUGUUCGAGAAGUAUUCCAAGCUUGGUACUUCAGCUCUGCCUGAGGAUCUGAAUGAGAGACUGAUCAAUGCCAUCAGUAACAUGCAGUCGACGUACGCUAAAGCCACAAUUUGUGAUUAUAAGGAUAGGACCAAGUGUGAUUUACAUGUGGAACCAGAGGUAACAAAUAUCUUCGCGACCAGCAACGACCCUGAGGAGUUGAAGUACACCUGGCUGGAGUGGCACAGGGUCGCCGGAGCCGCCUCCAAGGGCAACUUCACUGAGUACGUCGCUAUGGACAAUGAGGCUGCCAAGUUGAACGGUUACGACAGCGUAGCAGAAUGGUGGCUGAGUGAAUACGAGGCUGAUGACAGCGAAGACCAGUUUGCAGCACUUUGGGCGCAGAUUAAGCCUCUUUACCAGCAGAUCCAUGCAUACGUGAGGAGGCAUCUUAGGCUGAAGUAUGGAGAAGAUGUUGUGCCGGCGAGAGGACCCAUCCCUGCGCAUUUGUUGGGUAACAUUUGGGCUCAAACUUGGAAUAAUGUGGAGAAGUUCACCAGACCGUACCCCGACAAGGCUGAAAUUGAUAUCACUGGUGCUCUACAAGCUCAGAACUACACAGCACUGAAGUUCUUCCAAACCGCCGAGGAGUUCUUUACUUCUCUGGACUUGAUGCCCAUGCCUGACUUGUUUUGGGAGAGAUCGAUUAUCGAGAAACCUAAUGACGGACGUGACAUGGUCUGCCAUGCUUCCGCCUGGGACUUCUUUGAUGGUGAAGAUUUCAGGAUCAAACAAUGCACUACGAUCACAGAUGCGUUCUUCAAGACUACUCAUCACGAGAUGGGUCACAUCCAGUACUACUUGCAAUACAAAGAUCAACCCGUCAUCUAUAGGGCCGGAGCUAAUCCUGGAUUCCAUGAGGCUGUGGGUGACGUCAUCGCUCUGUCAGUAGCCACACCGAAACACUUGAGAGUCAUGGGUCUUCUAGAAGAAGGACCCGAGGAUAUUGAGUUUAACAUCAAUCAGCUUUAUAAAAUGGGUCUCGACAAGAUAGUCUUCCUUCCCUUCGGAUAUCUCCUGGAUUUGUUCCGUUACGGAGUCUUCCGAGGCACCACGACUCCUGAGGACUACAACUGUCACUACUGGCAGCUGAGGGAAGCCCUCCAAGGCAUUGAACCUCCUGCACCGAGGUCUGAAGAUGACUUCGAUGCCGCUGCCAAGUAUCAUAUUUCGGCUGAUGUGGAGUAUAUGAGGUACUACAUUUCCUACAUCAUUCAGUUCCAAUUCCACCGAUCCCUGUGUCAGCUAGCUGGGGAGUACACCACUGGGGAUGAGAACAAGCUGCUCUCCAACUGUGACAUCUACAAGAGCAAGGAGGCUGGCAAUGCUUUGGGUAAAAUGCUCCAACUGGGUUCUUCCAAGCCCUGGCCUGAUGCAAUGGAGGCGCUAACUGGACAACGCAACAUGGAUGCCAGUGGGGUGCUGGAGUAUUUUGCACCUUUGCACGAUUGGCUUAAGGCUGAAAAUGAAAGGACCGGCGAAUUUGUUGGCUGGGAACCUAGUACUGUCCCAUUCUGCACAGCUGAGCAACGUUCUGCGAUGGAGACCUCUGGCUUCAACAAGAGACUGAUGAAAUACGCUUCCAUGUAACACUUCACUUCUAAUAAAUGUAUUUAUUAAUUACUUA